AACGCAACAGUUCCCGAAUUUAUAUGAAAAUGAAAGAAGCUGCUAUCCCAGAGACUGGACUCAUAUUGCUGUAAUAGGUUUUUAUUUCAUUCAUGCAUUGCAACUACGAGUUGCACCUCAGUGGAAGAAAGCAAUUUCAAUAUUUUCAAAGAGAAGAAUUUUGAGGCAAAAAUGUGAUCUUUUGAGACAGAGUCCCAUUUAUUUAUGUUUACUACUAUAAUAAUCAUAAACCUCAGAGGUUGCUGUGUCGCACACCAAAUGGCACCAGUUUGGUCCUCAUGCUCAAACCGUUUUGUUGUCGCAGCAACCAAACUCCAAUCUCACAUUUGUUUCACUGCCGCCAUUGCCAUUCAUCUCUAUCACUAUAGCACCUCUCCUCAACCAUAUCAACCGAACCCACAAAGCCCUUCGCCCAAAUUAGUGCCUUUACCACUCCACAAACAAAACCAAUCAAUACCCAUUUCAUUUUCUUCCCUAAACUACAAAGAAUCGAUCAUUUCUGCUAUAAAAUCUAUUUCCCGUAAGACCCAUUUGCUCCAAGUCCAUGCUCACAUUCUCACCACAACCCUCAUUCAAGACCCUGCAGUUUCUCAUUACUUCUUAUGCCGCGUAUCUCUCUCUGGCCCGUUGCAAUACCCUGGCUAUUCUCAGUGCUUCUUUGAGCAAAUCAGUUACCCUUUUGUUUCCCACUACAAUACCAUGAUUAGAGCUUAUUCCUUGAGCGACUCGCCUCAAAAGUCUCUUUUUUUAUAUCGUGAUAUGAGAAGAAGAGGCAUUGCUGCUAACCCUUUAACGUCUUCCUUUGUUGUUAAGUCUUGUAUUAGGUUUUUGUAUCUUCUUGGAGGGGUUCAGGUUCAUUGCAACAUCUUCAAAGACGGGCAUCAAUCAGAUACUCUUUUGCUUACUGCUCUCAUGGACCUGUAUUCACAAUGUCAGAAAUAUGAUGAUGCAUGUAAGGUGUUUGAUGAAAUGCUUCUUAGAGAUACUGUUUCUUGGAAUGUGAUGAUCUCUUGUUGUAUUCGAAAUAAUCGGACCCGGGACGCUUUGAGCUUGUUUGAUGUUAUGCAGAGUGAAAAUUAUAAAUGUGAGCCUGACGAUGUAACUUGUUUGCUUCUUCUUCAAGCGUGUGCUCGUUUGAAUGCCUUGGAAUUUGGUGAACAAAUUCAUAGGCAUAUUAUGGAACAUGGUUACGGGGGUGCUCUCAAUUUGUCUAAUUCUCUCAUAUCAAUGUAUUCGCGGUGUGGUUGUAUAGAUAAGGCUUAUGAGGUGUUUAUGGGAAUGAAGAAUAGAAGUGUUGUUUCAUGGAGUGCAAUGAUAUCUGGUUUGGCAGUGAAUGGGUAUGGGAGAGAAGCUAUUGAGGCAUUUGAAGAGAUGCAGAGAAAUGGCAUUCAGCCUGAUGAUCAUACAUUCACGGGCGUCCUUUCUGCUUGCAGUCAUUCUGGAUUAUUAGAUGAGGGGGUGUCGUUUUUUGACCGAAUGGUCUCAGAGUUUAGGAUAACACCAGCCAUCCACCAUUAUGGUUGCAUGGUUGAUCUCAUGGGUCGUGCUGGCUUACUUGAUAAGGCCUACCAGCUUAUCAUGUCGAUGGAGGCAAAGCCAGAUUCCACAGUGUGGAGAACCUUGCUCGGGGCAUGCAGAAUUCAUGGACAUGUUACACUUGGUGAACGAGUGAUUGAACAUUUGAUUGAAUUGAGAGCUCAAGAAGCUGGAGAUUAUGUUUUGCUUCUGAAUCUUUAUUCUUCAGCUGAACAAUGGGAAAAGGUUGCAGAAGUUAGAAAACUAAUGAGACAAAAAUCAAUCCAAACAACACCUGGUUGUUGCACAAUUGAGCUUAAAGGAGUUGUACAUGAGUUUGUUGUGGAUGAUAUUUCACAUUCAAGAAAGGUUGAAAUUUAUAACACACUGGAUGAGAUUAAUAAGCAACUGAGGAUAGCUGGUUAUGUUGUUGAACUUUCAUCUGAACUGCAUAAGAUGGAUGACAAAGGAAAAGGAUAUGCACUCUCUUAUCACAGUGAAAAACUGGCAAUUGCAUUCGGUGUUCUUGUCACUCCACCGGGCAUGGCAUUGAGAGUGGCCUCUAAUCUCCGCAUUUGUGUUGAUUGCCACAAUUUUCUGAAACUUUUUUCUGCAGUUUACAACCGGGAUGUAAUUCUCAGAGACCAUAAGCGGUUUCACCACUUCCGGCGAGGACAUUGCUCCUGUAGUGACUAUUGGUAGAUAUAUGAAGAGUGGUAAAAUGAUUUUGAAGAGCCACAAUAAAUGAGUGAGGGCUGGCUCACUAUACCACCUUGCUGCAGUUAGCCUGUGACUUAGGGCCAUAGCUUACUCUUGCUGAAUCUGGUAGAUAAAUCAAGCAACUUUUUUGGACUGCAUGAUAUUGAACAUUGGCCAAAUAAUGAAGGCCUAAAUGAGGAACAUGAAAAAGGGGUCAGAAAUAUCUCUGCAUCUAAGAAUUUUGGUGGUAGAAUUCUUUGAGAAAUUUUAUUUAUACUGAAUGACUAAUUUUGGGUUAGUACACAAAUAUUGAGCAAGUGUCAUUUGCCAAAAGACAGGGAAGGUUUGUCAUGUGGUACCCAAGAGGAUUUUGUUCCUCGUCUGCUUGUUUGGUUUAUAUCAAUAUCUCUAAAUGAUACUUAAUUUUUAGGGUAACGUUAACUUGUGCCCUUGGGGCACAAGUUAAGAGAUAAAUGAAGAAAUAAAUUCUUGAAAAUUGUGUAUUGAAUUUUUUAGAAAUUUAUACUCCCUCCGUUUUUUAUUA
Lathyrus oleraceus (garden pea) is the source of this 2758-nucleotide messenger RNA. Its product is annotated as pentatricopeptide repeat-containing protein At3g47530. The transcript has a single exon. NCBI's taxonomy places the organism in Eukaryota, Viridiplantae, Streptophyta, Magnoliopsida, Fabales, Fabaceae. Gene Ontology annotation, molecular function: RNA binding; zinc ion binding; protein binding. Gene Ontology annotation, biological process: RNA modification. The record is from RefSeq and is a predicted model, not a curated record. The coding region runs from base 205 to 2217 and encodes 670 amino acids.